AUGCAUUGGAAGACGUAUAGCUGCGGCGCGCUCUUCAAGGAGGGAACCCUGAUCGGACGCAUCAUGAACAAGACCUUCGCUGUCGGCCGCGGCAACCAGACUUCGGCCGAAGCUUCCAGCACAGACUUCCUCAAAGCCCAUCCGGAGUUUGUCGAGGUGUCGCGACACCAUUUGUCACCGGACGGCCGUCAUUUGCCGUGUGUUGUGCAGCAGAUCGGUUAG
This is a messenger RNA of Symbiodinium necroappetens, 222 nucleotides long. The record is from the annotation of a GenBank genome assembly. Lineage: Eukaryota; Dinophyceae; Suessiales; Symbiodiniaceae.